AUGGCUGAAAUUGAAUUAGUCACCCUUUUUCAAUCAAUAGGCCUGACCGAACAGCGAGCAAAAGAUACUGCUAAAAAUAAAAAACUUGCACCAACCUUGAAAACGACUAUUACUGAGGCUGGUUAUGCCGAAGGCGGUUGUGAUAAAAUUGUGGGCGAUCUACUUUAUACGCUUGCUUCAACUGUGAGUAAGGAUGCGACGACGCAUUUGGGAUAUCUUGCACGCGCUAUUAGUGGAAACAAGUUAAAGAGUCAAGAUCAGGUUGCUG
Molecule: messenger RNA, 268 nt
Organism: Acaulospora morrowiae
Lineage: Eukaryota; Fungi; Glomeromycota; Glomeromycetes; Diversisporales; Acaulosporaceae
Source: the annotation of a GenBank genome assembly